Molecule: messenger RNA, 1366 nt
Organism: Sclerotinia trifoliorum
Lineage: Eukaryota; Fungi; Ascomycota; Leotiomycetes; Helotiales; Sclerotiniaceae
Source: the annotation of a GenBank genome assembly
GAUCACUAACUAGUACUAGUAGUGAGUGGGGUUAUAAGCCCACUCAGCACCUACACCUAGGCAGGCACGCUAAUAAAGAGUUCCGGUCCGAACUGAUCAAAUGGCUUCGCUUUGUUACGGCUCCAUCGCUGAUGCACUUGUUGAUUGAAUCUAGAACAAUAACGACUGGCGAAAAUACAAUACAGGAUAGCACAGCACAGCACAACACAGCACAACAUGAAUUAAGAGCAGACCAUUAUUAUCACGAAUACUACCGUCACUGUCGCCUCAUUCGAGCCUGCACAAUCUUCCCAACCACAUAAAAACAAAGCACGAUAUGAGUUGGUAGUUGAUGAUUCUUACGAAGAAUAUCGCCUCAAAUUCAAACAUCCAUUCCACAAAUGGCUUCAAGAGCUGCCAUUGCUGUAGAGGCCAAGUUCUCGCAAAUGAUGCGCUCUGGCGAACUCAUAUCAGCAGAUGCUCUAGCUUAUGGAUCUUUGAAAGGUGUAGCUGGGAGUGAUCAGUGUUUUUCUUAUAAGCUGUCUCCUCGACACGGCUAUUCCUUUCAUCAAGCUCCAGCGCUGUUAAAAAGUUACAAUCCGGACCAUUAUCGCAUUAAGUACCUUCUUGCCAAUAAAACCUCUCCAUUAUGGAUCUCUAUUUAUUGUGCGAAACUUAAUGGAGGAAACAAGAAAGUUAUACGAACCCAUAUGGUACGAAGGGUCAGAACUGCAAUGACAGAGGCCUUGAAGAAGCAUGGUUAUGACUUGUCAGGGAGAAAGGUAUCUAAUGACAUAGGAAGGAACAAAAAGAACGAGGAUUUAAUUGGUACGAUGAUAAUAUCUACCAAAGAAAGUUCUUUGACUGCUAAGAUGGAUGUUUUGCAAGAACAAGCUGAGAUGGCUGUGGCCACAAUGAUACGAAAGUCUAGGCAGGAGCUCGGAAGCCGCCAAACAAAUCCAAAUCAGAAUUUCAAUCAACCAGGCAAGGGAGUCAAUGAUAUGAAAAGAUACCAGAUGGGAAAUAUGAUGAGGGGAGGAGAGAAUGGUUCAACAGUAAAAUCACCACAAAAGAAACCCUUCAAGAAGAACAAGGUAUUUGGUGGGCUGAGCAUUCAUCAAAAAUGAAAAUAUAUAAAUAGAAAUAAACAUUGAAUAGUAGUUAGUUACAAAGACUACAUUCCAAAAAUAUAAAAGCUACAUAUUGGCAACUUACUUCAACAGAUCAAACUAACUUCAUUUUGCUAUUCUAUGAUACUAGACCUAUGUAAAGAUAAGCCUUCAUGUUAAUAUACAUAUUAAUAUACACAUAAAAUGUUAAUAUCAAUGUUUAACUGUAUUUUACUUAUAUUUUUCCUCAAAAAUGUAUAAGGUAUUACUUCAUGUUU